UUAAUAAUGAUAAGUGUUAAAAAAAAUAAUUAUAUUAUUUUCUUAAAUCUAGCUAUAUGUAACCAUGCUAGCUAUAAAUUAGCCAACUAUGCUUCCUCCUUAGCUUCAACUUGUUUACAAACCAAAAACUUCAGCUUACCAAUUUAUUAUACACUUGAAAGAAAGAAAAAAAUAAAGAAGAUGACAUUCACAGAGAAGGAUGAAGCAUUGGUCAAAGAAUCAUGGGAUAUCAUGAAGCAAAAUAUCCCUGAAUACAGUCUUCGUUUCUUCACCAUAAUAUUGGAAAUAGCACCAGCAGCAAAAGCUAUGUUUUCAUUUUUAAGGGAUUCAGAAGAAAUUCCACAGAACAAUCCCAAGCUCAAAGCUCAUGCUGUUAAGGUUUUUAAAAUGACAUGUGAGUCAGCAAUUCAACUUCGGGAAAAAGGCGAGGUGGUUGUAGGAGAGACUACCCUUAAGUAUUUGGGAGCUAUUCAUUUGAAGAAUGGAGUGGCUGAUCCCCAUUUUGAGGUUGUGAAACAAGCAUUACUUAGAACAAUUGAAGAAGCAACCGGUGACAAAUGGAGUGAAGAAUUAAAAUGUGCUUGGAGUGUUGCCUAUGAUGAGCUAGCUGCAGCCAUUGAAGCUGAGAUGAAGGAAGAUGCAGCUUAAUCAUUGGCGUUGUAUAAUUAUAUAAAUUACCCAAAAAUAAACAAGAAAAAAUAUUUAAAAAGAAAAAGUUUGAGUUGAUUUAGUUGGUCUAAAUCAGGCAUUUGCUAUCUGUAUGAGUUCAUUAUUGAGAAAUCUGUAUUGGUUGGGGGCAAAAAAAAAAUAAGAAGUCAGAUUCAUAUCUAUUUGUAUAAUAAUAUUUAAAUCCGGUAAUUAUACGGAGUAUUGUUUA
Messenger RNA from Chenopodium quinoa (quinoa), 877 nucleotides. RefSeq names its product non-symbiotic hemoglobin 2-like. Gene Ontology annotation, molecular function: heme binding; oxygen binding. Lineage: Eukaryota; Viridiplantae; Streptophyta; Magnoliopsida; Caryophyllales; Amaranthaceae. Bases 7 to 648 code for a protein of 213 amino acids. The transcript has 4 exons. The record is from RefSeq and is a predicted model, not a curated record.